This is a messenger RNA of Rhinolophus ferrumequinum (greater horseshoe bat), 4152 nucleotides long. It is a transcript of the gene CRISPLD2, whose product is annotated as cysteine rich secretory protein LCCL domain containing 2. The coding region runs from base 230 to 1723 and encodes 497 amino acids. NCBI's taxonomy places the organism in Eukaryota, Metazoa, Chordata, Mammalia, Chiroptera, Rhinolophidae. Gene Ontology annotation, cellular component: extracellular region. The record is from RefSeq and is a predicted model, not a curated record. The transcript has 15 exons.
GCAUACAAGAGCCCGCGCGUCGGGCCCCGGGAUCCACUGCUUCCCUCCGUGGCCCACCGGUCCCUUGUCUCUCGACCAUCUUGCUGUGCCCAUACUACGACUUCGCCGCCGCCGCGGGAGACGCCGACGAGCUGGUGUUUAAAGCCCUGCGGAAAGCUCUCACGUGCCCAGCUCUUCCUCAGGAGCCCAGGCCGCCUGUCACCCCAGUUCUUGCUGCUGGAGAGAAGCCAUGAGCUGCAUCCUGAAUGGCAUCAUCCCCUUGGGGCUGGUGCUGCUGGUCUGCGGAACCCACGGCUUUUUCCUGCCCAAUGUCACACACUUAGAGAAGCUGCUCAGCAAAUACCAGCAGGACGAGCCCCACUCCCGGGUCCGGAGGGCCAUCCCCAGGUCGGACAAGGAAGAGAUCCUCAUGCUUCACAAUAAACUGCGGGGCCAGGUGUACCCCGCAGCCUCCAACAUGGAGUACAUGACCUGGGAUGAAGAGCUGGAGAAGUCGGCGGCGGCGUGGGCCCACGAGUGCAUCUGGGAGCACGGGCCCACCAGUCUGCUGGUGUCCAUUGGACAGAACCUGGCCGUCCACUGGGGCAGGUAUCGAUCCCCUGGGUUCCACGUGCAGUCCUGGUAUGACGAGGUGAAGGACUAUACCUACCCUUAUCCCCAUGAGUGCAACCCCUGGUGUCCGGAGAGGUGCUCUGGGGCCAUGUGCACCCACUACACACAGAUAGUCUGGGCCACCACCAAUAAGGUUGGCUGUGCUGUGAACACCUGCCGGAGGAUGAACGUCUGGGGAGAUGUUUGGGAGAAUGCGGUCUACCUCGUCUGCAAUUACUCGCCAAAGGGAAACUGGAUUGGAGAGGCCCCAUACAGAAACGGCCGGCCCUGCUCUGAGUGCCCGCCCAGCUACGGAGGCAGCUGCAAGAACAACUUGUGUUACCGAGAAGAGACUUAUAACCAAAAACCUGAAACGGACGAGAUGAAUGAGGUGGAGACCGCUCCCGUUCCUGAAGAGAAACACGUCUGGGUCCAGCCGAGGGUGGUCAGACCUGCCAAACCCAAGAAAACGUCUGCCGUGAAGUACAUGACCCAAGUUGUCAGGUGUGACACCAAGAUGAAGGACAAGUGCAAAGGGUCCACAUGCAAUAGGUACCAGUGCCCAGCAGGCUGCCUGAACAACAAGGCAAAGAUUUUUGGAACUCUCUUUUAUGAAAGUUCGUCCAGCAUAUGCCGGGCUGCCAUUCACUAUGGGAUCCUAGACGACAAGGGCGGCCUGGUCGACGUCACCAGGAACGGGAAGGUCCCCUUUUUCGUCAAGUCUCAGAGAAAUGCUGUGGAGUCUUUGAGCAAAUACAAGGCUUCCAGCUCAUUCAUGGUGUCAAAAGUAAAAGUGCAGGACCUGGACUGCUACACCACCGUCGGUCAGCUCUGUCCAUUUGAGAAGCCGGGGACCCACUGCCCAAGAGUUCAUUGUCCAGCGCACUGCAAAGAUGAACCAUCCUACUGGGCUCCCGUGUUUGGAACCAACAUCUAUGCAGAUACGUCGAGCAUCUGUAAGACUGCUGUGCACGCAGGAGUCAUCAGGAAUGAGAGUGGGGGCUACGUGGACGUGAUGCCUGUCGAUAAAAAGAAGACGUAUGUGGGCUCGCUCAGGAACGGGGUCCAGUCUGAAAGCUUGAGGACCCCUCAAGACGGAAAGGCCUUCCGGAUCUUUGCUGUCAGGCAGUGAACUUCCAGUGCUGGGGAGAAGGGGCGUCUUCUAGAAGUCUUCGGGGUUUUGCUUUUUAUUUUUAUUUUAUCCUUUGGGGGUGGGCUGGGGAUAUGGAAAGUCAGGAAAGUUCCUUUGAGUGGUGUUCAAUGUCCCAUCCUUCAUGCUCUAGUCUCAUUUCCGCACCGUGGAGAAACAGUGUCCGUGGGCACCUGGCUGGACAACUGGUGACCGGUCCUGCUGAGGCCUGGGGGUCUCCAUCUGGGUGCCCUCUCUGCACAGUCACCUGAGAAAGUCCUUCCCGUGUGUACUUUUUUUGGGGGGAGGGGGUGGAGAGAGGAUUCCAAACCUGCAGAGAGGGCACCGGCUUUGGAACUCACCGGGUAAGGUGUUCAGGCGCAUGGAAAGGCAUACUGAGCACUCAUGGCGGGGAGUUUCAGGAAUGGGGUAGAAGGUAGCUAUUUAAAAAAUUACAAACCACAGUCCAUCCCUACCAGUGGAGAAAAAUGGGUUUAAUGUUUGCUGGUCAGACAAAUGGGCCGGAACAGGGGGCCAGGGAAGUAAGACUCAGGCUCUAUCCUGGCACCCAUCCUUGCUAGCGUCCUGCCACGAGCAGGCUGGUUCUAUAUACAGCAGUGCUGGUUUAUUUAGAGUUCAGCAGUAACUCCAAAGAUUUAUCUUGUCUUUGUCGUUCCCUUCACCCACGUGGUCCAUCUGUUUGCUGCCGUGACUUUUGGUCUCGUUGAGGACUAAUGAACCAGGAUCCUUUUUUUUACCCCCUCCCCAUUGUGGCUCCCGCACCUGCCCCGACGAGUUUACGUGUCCUGUUUCACAGCGGGGUCUUUCCUUUGCAAGCGAUUCUGUUUGAAGCCCCACUUUUUUAUUUUAAACUCCUCGCCUCUGUUGGUUCCACGGAGAUGUCUAAGAACAGCCAAAGAAGGGCUGUUCGGUUGCUGCUUUUAAAAAAAAUGACAAACGUGCAGAUUGUGCUUCCAUCCGAUGACCUAUUUUUUAGGAGUGGGAGGAAUGGAUUCCUUAGUGCCUUCCUUGCCGAAGUUAGCAGCUUUGGGGAGAGGAACGGUCUGUGGUUAUGAAACCAUCCUGCGGUGUAAUAACAACAAGAAAGGGUAACACUCUAGAAGGAUUUCUCUUCCUGUUUUUGUGGAACAGCGCUUGCCAAAUGUUCCCGAGGCUCCGAGGAGCGUGGUGCUCUCUGGCUUCCAUCACUUUAUAAAAGUUCUUCAUAAGCCCAGACCAAAAACCCACAGUGAAAUCAAAUCCACUUUUGUAAAUAGCGUUUCUUUACGGAAGGUAAAAUUCCACCCUCCAGCGCAAGCCUGGCCAAUAGAACACUUUGGUGAGUGCCAGGUUCAAAGUUGAUUUCACUCUCCAUCAAAAUAUUUCAAAGACAAAGGCAUCCGCAGAAAAAGAAAAAAAUGGUGUGUUGUUGAGUGCAGUCCUAAUUAAUGCAAAAACUGACGGUAGAUAGCUACUCCCCUCCCCCCUUUAGGGAGUUUGAAUAAACAAUGAAGCUCUGAGCUCCUCAGAGCUGAAAUUUGUGGGACUGUUUUUGUUGUGUGUACUGUGGGGCUUGUAGUCAUUCAUUGGUUCUGACUGUUCACCUCAAAUGUCAGAGUGAAAGCAUUUGGUCCGCUUGUCAGAUACUGUGUCUGGUUACCACCAAAGAUCUGAGUACUAGGAAAUUUCUGGAUAUUAUGUGUUGGUGCUACUGGACUUCUGCUUGUCAUCAGCCCUUUGUGGCUGUGGCUGUGGUUAUGUCGAGCCUGCAAGGCUGGGUGUUUAGAAUUAGUGACAUCCAGGGGAAUUUCACUGGGUUUGCUUUUGAAGCCUCGUGCUGGAGGCAGAAUUCUGAAACUUUCAGAGUGAAUCGACUCCAUCGUUUUCAAUUAAAUUCCCGGGUUCCUGAAUGCCUCAUUAAGCAGACCCAUCGAAUAACAUAGAAAGUUCUCACCCAGAGCCAGAUCUUGUGUCUUUUUCAUCUUCACGAACAUUUUGAAACUGGAACUAUUUUUCUUCUGAAAAUGGAAACUAAGAUUACAAAUAAUCAGCCCUUGUAAUCAGGGACCACCUCUAAUUUUGUGUUUAACAGUGUCUAUUGCACCAUCAGCACUUAACCCAUAAAAAGAUGGUAAAUUAGGCCAACCGUGUUUCUGGGUCUCCUGCCCACAAAAUGAAAAGUUUCAGUGCCUUUUAGAUUUUUGUCCCACCGUGUUCUGAGAUUUCAUAUUGUCUGUAGGCUCACUCAGCCCGCAGCUUAUGUGUGUGCUUUUUUCUAUGAAAAAUGAUGUAUUUUACUACUUCCUAUGUACAAACGUUUAUUGUAAAAAAAAAAAAAAUGUGCUUUGCAUAAACAGGGACCACAUUGCUGUUGUUUCAAUAAAACUGGUUUGAUUUCUAAAACUUUUCUGUGCCAUAUCUUUUAUGGACAA